ACGGCCUGGCCCGCGCACGGUCCAAUUACGGGCGGCACUCGGGGCAUGCCCCGGGCGCCCCCGCUCCUCUGCCUGGACCGGGACAGGUACUGAAUGAUAACCUUGGAUGAACUUGACCAUCUCCUUGGAGACUUGAAUGUUGACUUUCUUUAAACAUAUGAACCCGUUCUCUUUUAUUGGCAAUGCUGAAAUUCCAAGAGACUGCUAAGAGUGUGAGUGGAUCAAGAACCAUUUCCACUUAUCCAAAAGCCUUGAUUGCAAGAAGAUAUGUGCUUCAGCAGAAGCUUGGCAGUGGAAGUUUUGGAACUGUCUAUCUGGUUUCAGACAAGAAAGCCAAACAAGGAGAGGAACUAAAGGUCCUAAAGGAAAUCUGUAUUGGAGAACUCAAUCCAAACGAGACGGUGCAGGCGAGUCGGGAGGCUCAACUCCUUUCCAGGCUGGACCACCCCGCCAUCGUCAAGUUCCACGCCAGCUUUGUGGAGCAAGAUAACUUCUGCAUAAUCACCGAGUACUGUGAGGGCCGAGAUCUGGACUGUAAAAUUCAGGAAUAUAAGGAAGCGGGGAAAACCUUUCCAGAAAGUCAAAUAAUAGAAUGGUUUAUCCAGCUGUUGCUGGGAGUUGACUACAUGCAUGAAAGGAGGAUACUGCAUCGAGACUUGAAAUCAAAGAAUAUAUUUCUGAAAAAUAAUCUACUUAAAAUUGGGGAUUUUGGAGUUUCUCGACUCCUGAUGGGCUCCUGCGAUCUCGCCACCACCUUAACUGGAACCCCCCAUUAUAUGAGUCCCGAGGCUCUGAAGUACCAAGGCUAUGACACCAAGUCGGAUAUCUGGUCCCUGGCAUGCAUCUUGUAUGAGAUGUGCUGCAUGCAUCACGCAUUCACUGGCUCCAACUUCUUGUCCAUUGUUUUAAAGAUUGUUGAAGGUGACACACCUUCCCUCCCUCAGAGAUACCCAAGAGAACUGAAUGCCAUCAUGAGAAGCAUGUUGAACAAGAGCCCUUCACUGAGACCAUCUGCCAUAGAAAUUUUAAAAAUCCCUUACAUUGAUGAACAACUACAGCACCUGAUGUGUAGAUAUUCAGAGAUGAUUCCGGAAGACAAGAACUUGAAUUGUCAGAAGGAAGCUGCACAUAUAAUUAAUGCUGUGCAAAAAAAGAUCCACCUGCAGACCCUGCGGGCGCUGUCAGAAGUACAGAAAAUGACACCAAGAGAGAGGAUGCGUCUGAGAAAGCUCCAGGCAGCCGAUGAGAGAGCUGGGAAGCUGAAAAAGCUCGUGGAGGAAAAAUAUGAAGAAAAUAGCAAACGACUGCAAGAACUGAGAUCUCGGAACUUUCAGCAGCUCCAUGUCCACGUGCUCCAUGAAAAAACCCUUGAGAAGGGAACGGAAGAAGAGGAGACACCCGAGGGAGGCCUGGCUUGUGUGCCCCGGGAGCAGGAUGACGCAGAGUGGCUAGGCAGGCCUGAGGAACCUGGUGACUUGACAUCAGAGAAGCUGUCAGAGUCUCAGCCGAUGUCUCCCCUGGACCUCCACACACUUGAAUCCAAUGUGGAGGACACCAGCGCUGACCUUGGAGGCCAUGAGAUCCCAGAAGACCCACUUAUAGCUGAAAAGUACUAUGCAGAUGUAUUUGAUUCCUGUUCUGAAGAGAGUGAGGAGGAAGAAGGAAUCUUCUCAGGAUCACAGGAAGAGAUGGAGGAGGGACCACAGCCUGCUUACAGAACAAACCAGGACAGUGAUAUUGAAGCUCUGGUCAAGUGUUUGGAGAAUGUCCUGGGUUACACGUCUAUGGACACAAGGACCGUCCGCAGUGCAGCUCCAGACACGCCCCCUGGACCAACAGUCUUCAACAGCGCGAUGGCUGAGACCAAGGUGAAACGCAUGAGGGAAUCAGCUGUGCGGAAGCUGGGUGCGAGCGUAUUUGAGGAGGUCUAUAAUUACCUCAAGAGAGCAAGGCGGCAGAAGGCCAGCGAUGCAGAGAUCCGCGCCUCUCUGGAAAAAGUGGUGCCGCAUGCCAGCGACUGCUUUGAGGUGGACAGGCUCCUCUACUUUGAGGAACAGUUGCUGAUCGCAGCAGGCGAGGGCCGCCGCCUCCAGAGUCAUCCCUCAGCAGCUGCCAAAGCCCAGCUCGCGCAAGGGGAAAUGAAACCGUUGAACGCAUAGGCUGGACCCGGCUGUGGGAACAGGGGCUCGGCCGCCACCACGGUCUUCCUUUCCGUUGCUUGUCAAAAGCGAGGCUACACUAGAGUGCAGGAGAUGCCUGCCUGGCCCACAGGGCUGGGCAGUGAGUGCUGGCCCUAAGCUGGUGGGUCAAGCUGGGGGUUCUGGAAAGCGCCACAGCCUGCAGGGCCAUGCCUGGCCACCACCAGAAGCCCGCUGCUCUCUGCCGCCCCCAUGUGGAUGGACUCGGCACCUGGCCACCUUGGGUCACUGUGCCGAGGCCAGCCUGCUCCUGGAGGCCACCAGACACAGGCCUCUGACUCGCCGAGUGGCCACCCAGGAGUCAGACACGCUUGUCUCGGGUCACCCGAUUCUGGUUCCUUUGGCUCUUCUGCGAUCACUAAGCAAGACCUGGUUUCAAGACCCCACGAGCUUGAGCUCCCAAAUUCAUCGAUGGGUUAUUGAAGACUUUGUGCUUAAUAAAAUAGCUUGAGGCUUUCUAGAAAGAAGUGAAAACCCCAAAGAAAUGGUAGCGGUCAGGCCUGAGCACUUACAGACUAUUUUGACAGGAGGGUGACAGAUUUGUGUAAGUGACAAGACAAAGGAAAAGGGACUUGAGCCCCGCAGGGGGGUUACUUUGGGGGAAAAGUGACUGGGAAAUAUAUUGGGGAAACUAAUGACAGAUCAGGGUGGUUUAUGUAGAUUGAUUUGUUCAGAUCUCUCUCAACAUCCAUCCUGUGCUAAGAAUGAGCCCCUUUUCCUGGGCCUGGAGAGCACUGUUCUCAUGGGAAAUGUGUAGAAAGAGGAGGCCAGGGGUGGGGUCUUCCUGCAUCUGCUGUUUUUUAAAUGUUUUCAGUCAGAGUGCUCCCAGUGCCUGGUGUGGCACUCGGGAGGGUGAGGGGGGCACAUUUUGGUGCCAUACAUUGGGACAACAGGUGCAACCUGAAAAUAUCCCACCCACCUGGGAUGGAUGCUGUGGACCAUUUCAGGCGUAAGAGAAAGGAAAACUCGGAAGAAAUGCCACUUUGGAUCACAGCGCCAUGCCCUGUAAAGGGAACUUCCUCCUCUUCCCCAGGAGUGCGGGGUGGGAGCACAGGAUUUAAGAUGUUCAGAAGGACGGUGCCAUUUAAGACUGCCUGGGAAAUGCUUCCCCCCUCAGCCACACUCUGUCUUCAGUUUGGGCCACUCUAGUGUAUUUAUCACUCAUCCAGCUGCAAGAUAGUGAGUGAAGACUGGUAGAGGAAUUGAAGAGCUGGAAAGUUGGUGUUAUGAAACAGUCACUGGUAUAGCAAAGGGACCCUGCUAGG
Messenger RNA from Condylura cristata (star-nosed mole), 3463 nucleotides. RefSeq names its product NIMA-related kinase 11 (gene NEK11). Bases 183 to 2159 code for a protein of 658 amino acids. The record is from RefSeq and is a predicted model, not a curated record. The transcript is spliced from 19 exons. Gene Ontology annotation, biological process: protein phosphorylation. Gene Ontology annotation, molecular function: ATP binding; protein kinase activity. NCBI's taxonomy places the organism in Eukaryota, Metazoa, Chordata, Mammalia, Eulipotyphla, Talpidae.